CAGGCAACAACCUACUAUGUCAACUGAAAAAUGCACUCAUUGGAAAACUUUCAGAACAGCAACCAAGAUUUUGUCUGUGCAGAUAAUACAUGAUGCGUUGACUGCACUCUGCAAACAAGUUUAUCUUGUUUCAACCACUCUGCUGAACAAACAAACUGAGAAUUGGAUAACUAUCUGAACUUUAACUUCACACAUUUUGUACCCGUCUGGUAACUUAACUGUCCUGCUGAUAUGUUUCUUUUUUUUUUCUUUUUUUUUUUAAAUGUCUCAAAGGUCAGUGUCAGUGAAAUGUCUGGACACUACAGAUAUAUAACAUGCUGCAUUUACAUAGCAGGGACACUCUGUUCUAGCUGACAUGGGAACAUGAAAACUGCUCCUACUUUGGCUGACACACACAGCAGGAAUCAUGCCGCAUGUUGCAGUGCGAGAAAUAAUAACAAGGUCACAGUGCCUUUGUUGUUUGGCUUCGCUGCAAUGUUUGUCUGACAAACUUCCUGAACAACUUCUGACACAGAACUCUGAAUGAUCAUUCCCCGUGGCAGAUACUAGUGUCACCUCUCUGAUUUAUGAUUGUUGAUAUUUGGACUAAAAUGAAAGAACAUUUGCGCUCCUGAAACAGAUGGGGAGUGGCAGUCUGAAUCCUCUGAGGGCAAACAGACUUAGGGCAGAGUCAGUCAGAAGAAGGGGAAGAAGCAGGAUAUCUACUUUUUACAAGAUUUUGCUUUUUGUGGAAAAAAAUAAUUACAAAUAAAGGGAGAGUAUUUCUUUAUAUCUCAAAACAUGUUUGGAGAGGAAUAUCUCAACACAGCGCCAAUAUGUGGCAUCUCCGUCAUUAAACACCAUCAUUAAGGGGAGAUGUGGGAAGAAAUAUCACUUUUGAAGUUUUUGCACACUACAUGUGUGCGACCACAGAGCUGUGAACAAUGGGACUGCGUUUGCCUUCUGGCAGGUCAAGUGGACACCUAACAGCUAGUUAGCUGUCCAUAUGGGCCAAGCGUCUAUGUUGAUUUACAGACUGACCCAGAUUAUCUUUGCUGGAGGAUUAGAGCAAUGUCCCUGAGGAGGAGGAAGAGGAGGACGUCCCGUAUGGGCUGUAUUCGUGUUGUAAAGCUCCUGCAACUUUUCAGGACACAUUUCCCCAGCUGACUAUAAUGCCUUCCACAAAGAGCUCUAAUCACUGGACGUUAUCAGAGUUCAUUGGGCAGCGGAGGCUUUUAGGACUCGGAGCUCUGCUGGCAUGGCUCGUCCUCUUCCAUCUCCUUGUGAACGUCUGGCUCCUCUGCGUCUUCACCAGUCUCUUGGUGGUUCUGGGGGGUUGGCUCGGGUCCCGUGCCUUACUGGACGCAAACAGCCUUCUCCACUUGGAGCACUUUUUGCCCCUUGGCAAAGUUAACCCACCCCUGAAUUCACCUGAACAUGAGUGGAGGUUGAACCACGAGAUCAACAGUGUUGUCCACAAAGCGGUGCGUGAUUUUGUGUCCUCAUGGUAUCGCACUCUGCUGCCAGGGGUGGAGGGGGAGUUUGAGCGUUCGGUGUGUGAUUCGAUGCUGGAGUCAGUGAUGGAGCUGAAGGAGCGUGCACGGCGAGUGGACAGAAAAGCACUGGUUCAACGGCUGCUAGAGCUGUACGGCUGUCACCUGCAGAGCUACAUGACGGCAAGACAGAUACAGUCGACACAAAAGGAGAGAAUCAGCCUCUGGCAGCUGUACAGUGAAGUAGAUGCCCCUCAUCCAGCUGUGAGCAAUGCAGUCGCUGAGCUCAGCUACUCAAGAGCUCUGGUAAACCUCGUCUUACAUGUGCUUGUUCCAUACCCUCAGAUGGAAACCAGGACAGGAGGCUACAUGGUUACAGAACUCAUCACCUGCAACGUGCUGUUGCCGCUUAUAAGCAGGGUGUCUGAUCCCGACUGGCUCAACCAGACCAUUGUAGACAUAAUCACCAGGUCCAGAGAACCACAGGAAAUCAGUGUGGAUGAACUCCCAGCUGCAGCCUCACUAUAUGGAUGUCAGAUCCUGCAGGAGUCCUGGACCACCUGCAGGUCCCUGUCUUCUUCUGAUCACCCUACCAGCAGAAGCACCUCUGACCUUGAUGAUCUGCAGAGCCAGAAAACCAUGUGUGAGAGGGAUUCCUCACAGAGCAGCAUGGUUAGCCUGACGUCUGCUGGGAAAGUAGAAGGCUGUGACGCAGGUUUGCUCACACCUUGCAAAGUGAACUGCUGUGCGUUCCCGUCUGGCCACUACUCCCACUCAUCAGAGCCCAAAAUAAUUUCACUUGACUCUCUAAUUCCAUCAGACUCUGAAGACAACCUGACAGGAGGCUUUUGCGAAUGUGGUCCUCCAACAAACUUCUGCAAUGUCAUGAAUUUAAAGGGUGAUGAGGCGUUCGGCUGCUUUGGUCCUUUGAAAAAUCUUGGGCCAAAGGUUGUGGUGCCUGAGGACUCCCAGUGGCCAGCAGGUAUGGCCCAAGAGAAAUCCCCAACGUGUUCACCAAGAAGAGUUUGUCUAACCUCAUGCAACUUUGAUACCUCCAGUAACCAAGCUACACCUGUCAACAUCCAGAACGUGCAAAUUUCUGGCACUGUCACUGCGAAGGAGCAGCGUGGCACAGGCACACAUCCCUAUACUCUCUACACUGUAAAGUUUGAGACGAUGGCUGAAAACGGCGGUACUCUGCAACCUGUGUCCUCUCACACUGUCAACCGGAGAUACAGCGAGUUCCUCAACUUGCAAACACGUUUGGAGGAGAGGCCUGAAGUCAAGAAAGUAAUCAAGAAUGUCAAAGGCCCAAAGAAAAUGUUCCCUGACCUUUCGUUUGGCAGUGCAGACAGCGACAAGGUUGAAGCCCGUAAAAACCAACUGGAUACAUUCCUUAAACAAUUAAGCAGCAUUCCUGAAACAUCAAACAAUGAGGACAUGCAGGAGUUCCUGGCUCUUAACUCUGAUGUUUGUACAUAUUUUGGAAGACGGCCUUUUGUCAAGUCAAGAAUUGAUAAGAUGGUGGAAAAUGCUUUAGACACCUUGAAGACGGCUUUCCCUCAUCCUGAGCCCCUCAGUCCGACGGAGGACCUUGAGGGAGACGCUGAUGGAAGAACAAUGGACAGCAGAAAGUACAGGAGGCUUAUGUUCCCAAGCAAAGUUUCCCCAUCUCUGAAUAUACCUGACAUACACCCUAAAGUGACCUACUGCUUCAGUGAAGGCAGCUCUGUCCUCAAUGGCAUGUCACUGUCUAGCCUGGAGGGCUUCGUCAAACAGCAGGAAAGACUUUUAUGUGAUUCGAAUGGGAGGGAGACGGCCAAGCAGAGCUGUGAGCAGCCCGGCAAAGACAAGAAGACUUCAGGGAAAAGUCACGGGACAGACACAGCUGUGGCAGAUGUUGCUUUGAACAUUUUGUGUCUGCUGAUGAGGGACCAGUGGAGUUGGCUGUGCACUGAGAACAUACAGAAGACCAUCAGACUGCUCUUUGGCACCUUCAUCGAGAGAUGGUUGGAUGUAGGAGUUGCCCAUCUUACCAGUGCCCCCUGCUGGGUGAUUUACCUCCAAGUGCUGCAGGAAGCUGUAUGGCCAGGCGGCACGCUGCCUGCUCAACCUCGGCCAGAGCGGAGUGCCGCAGAAAGAGAGGAAACCAAGGAGCAGUGUCUGGACUGUUUAAUGCAGCUGCUCCCAGAGCUCAUCACUGACAUGCUGGGAAGUGAGAAGUACAGACUGAGCUUAGAGACCAUGCUGGAGUCUUUACAGGACCACCAGAUAAACAAGCAUCUGAUCUACUGCAUCUGUGACCUGCUGCUGGAGUUUCUGAUCCCUGAGUCGUGCGACGAGGCCUUCCAGAGGUCUCUGCUGCAGAGCCUGGCCAAAGACGCAGAGAGGGACAAUCUUCACACAUGAUCAGCACAUGAUAGCAUGUACUUCACAUGGAUAAUGUGCGGCACAUGUGUAUGAGGGUUAUUUAUAAUGGCCCAGAGUCACUAGAGUCAGCAGAGCGAUGGCACAGGAUAGCAGCAGCCAUUACCUGAUUGGCCGGCGGUAACAGAAAGCUCAUAAAACCUCCUUCCUCGUGACUUACUGUGACAUGAAGAGGAGAAAGACGAGGAUUGUGUGAAUAUUUCUGAAACACCUAAAGGGGAAACAUCAGAGGGAAACAGCUGAUUGUACUCAACUACUGCUCUUAUGUGCAAUGUGCUUAUGAAGGAUCUACUGCAAACACUGCAUUAAUAAAUAGACGAAACACG
Molecule: messenger RNA, 4225 nt
Organism: Epinephelus moara (kelp grouper)
Lineage: Eukaryota; Metazoa; Chordata; Actinopteri; Perciformes; Serranidae
Gene: snx19a
Product: sorting nexin 19a
Exons: 13
Coding region: 1152-3881 (909 amino acids)
Cellular component (GO): early endosome membrane; intracellular membrane-bounded organelle
Molecular function (GO): phosphatidylinositol binding
Source: RefSeq, a predicted model, not a curated record